GACAAUUGAAUGUAUUUCGCUCCGGACGCUACAGAGAAAUUUUGUUGCAAGUCCGUCUCUGGGAGCCAAUUUUACCCUCUAUUUUCCGGAAUUCCUCGCUUGACGCCCCUGCACCCAAUUCUCAGAUUGUUAGAGCAUAUUGGAUAUAAAAGAAAAAAUGGGGGAGGAUUUACUCUCUCUAAAGUGGAAUAACCACAAACCAGCAUUCUUCCACCUGCUAAGAAUCUUACGAGAAAAGGGAUGUUAUACAGAUGUGACCUUAGCGUGUGGUACCAAAUUCUUUGCUGUUCAUCGAUUAGUUCUAAUGGCAUGUAGUGACUUUUUCAAUGAGGUAUUUGAGCACACACAAUGCCAGAAGCCAGUUAUUGUUUUGAAAGACAUAAAGGGCCAUGAACUGGAGGCACUGCUCGACUAUAUGUACCUAGGGGAGGUGGAUGUGCAACAGGCUGACUUACCAGGACUCAUAAAAGCUGCAGAAUGCUUGAGAAUUAAAGGCCUAGCAGUCCCUGAUGAAGACCCUUCACAAACUGGAAAACAUGAAGCACAGACAAGUGGUGAGCGGCCGGCCAAGAGACGGAGACAAGAACGUGAUGGGAGAGAAGGGGACCGGGGGAGUGGGGGGGACAGAGGGAUACACACAUCAGCUUCAGCCAAUAUCCUGCCACAGUACAGUCAUCAGUUGGUAGGUGAGGUUGUCCCAGCGGAGGUGGAUAAUGUAGGGAGUCCUGGUGCUGUUCCUCUACCGGCUGAAGACCCUUCCCACCUUCCUGUCCAUGAACAAGUUGGUUCCCAGCAGCCAGAGCUCCACCACCUACAGAAGGAGCAAGAAGUAACCCCCUCUUCACACCUGCAUGAUGCGCGACUCCAACAGGAAGCACAAGUCUCGCAGGAAGUGGAGGCCUACACUACCAGUGCGGCAGAAAUCAAAACGGAACACUGUGAAGUACAAGAGGAUAUAGAAAAUGGGGGAUUAAAAAGUGAAGUGUCGGAAGCGCGGAGUGACCCUAUGAAUGAGUCACCUGGGGGAGGUGGGGACUUUUCACACUUCUUGUCAGUUGAAGAGAAUCUUGCGCACCAUAUGUUCCAACAGACACACCAAGCAGGCACUUCAGGAAUACAUAGACAAACAGGCAGAGAUAGCGGUUCAGAAGUCACCACGGAAGACGGAAAUAUAAACCGUGGAGGCCUAUACUCCACGCACCUCUUAGGAGAUGUGGUACCUGAGGGAACAGCCAGCCAUGCCAACCAGUCGGGUGCUGCAGCUGAACAAGCUGGUCCCUACCGCUGCCCGUAUUGCCCCCGCGUGGACCAGUAUGAGAGCAAGUGGCUGCGGCACCUGCGUAUUCAUACUGGGGAGAAGCCAUACUUUUGUUCGCUCUGUGACUUCAGAGCCAGCACCAAACACUCGGUUGUCAGGCACACUAAAAUGAAGCAUCAGAUAUGGGGUAACCAGAGUCAAUAAAUUUGAUUGAUAAGGUGUUUUUAUUAAAAAAGAAAAAAAAGGAAAAAAAAUUGAUAUACAAACACUUGAUCAAUUUAGCUCCUUUCCUGGGGAGGCAGAAGCAGCUGUUGUCGAAAUAGAAUCUCAAAAUGUGAAGUUCUCUUGUUUCCAAGGGCUUUUGUUGUGAAAAAUGUACAGUAUAGAAUAUACAAGUCAUUAUUAUUGUAUUGUAUUGAAAGAACUAUAGAUGCAGUAUGUGAUUAUUUUUUUAGGGGGGGAAAUCGUGUGGGGGAAUUAGUUGAAUAGUUCUUAGUUAUACCAAGACUAGCAUGUGUGACUUUGAAAAAGUGAUUAUGUGCAACCUAUGCUAAGACUAUUGACAGAUGACUUUAUUGUGUUAUUUAAAGAGAGUAAAAUAUUUGGUAUUGUAAAUUAUUACCAUAUAUUAUUAUGUAGAAAUUAGAGGUGGAAAAAGUAUCAGAACCAUUCCCAGAAAUUUUUGAGGGGUAAAAUGCUUUGCAGAAUUUUUCACAGGAAAUUUAAACACUUGUAAGUUAAUUGCUUGAAUGUUAAGAAUGACUUGAUAGAGAAUGCUUUGUAUAUAAUAUUUAAAUUCCCAGGGCAGUCAAAGCAGAGCUGCCAGCAGACUGUGAUAUAUAGUCAUUUAUGAUCUGUUGAAAGAUUUAAAUUAACUGACAGAAAUUUGUAUAUACUAUUUAUUCAAACUAACCAUUUCAUGAAACAAAUUAUUUAAAAGCUGAAAUAUUUUAUGGAAAAAGGUCUAAGCUCAAGUAAGUCUCCUUAUAGAAUGCACCGUUGAAUGUAAUGUCCUUUGCUUAUGUUUUCUCUGAUCAGAUAAGUGUUUAUUUUGAGUUUGUAGAUUGUUUAUCAUCAAUUCUUGUAGACUAACCAUUUUGGAGUAAUUAAAGUGAAUUUGCAGGUAGCCUCUAAGUGCUAAAUAGAAUGCUCAAACACCAAAGGAAAUGUAAAUUCUUAGAUGUGAAGUGUUUUCAUUUUGCUGAUUUGAUUUCUUUGACAUUUAGUUUGUGUAUAAAUGUCCCAGAAUUUCAAGUAAUGGUUUGACAAAAAGAGACUACGUUUUCCUGUUUCAUUUAUGUAUACAUAUUGUAGAGUUCCCUCGACUGAAAUGCAAAUAAAGACUUUUAAUAAGAAAUUGCAGCCCAUAUGAAAUUAGAUAUUAAAUUUCUGGUUUCAUGUUUUUUAAAUAUUGUAAAAACUGAGUUUUGUAGGUUACCCCUUGAAAAUUUCGCAGAAAGUUUUAAGUCAUAAAUCUAGGUUCUUAGAAAGGAAAAAACUUGAUCCACCUCUGGUAGAAAUACUGUUGUACUUUUUUUGAUGCUUGUAUCAAAAUACAGAUGUUAUUUUGUAGACUUUUGUCUACUCAAACCAAAUCAUAUUUUAUGUAAGGUCUUAUCCUGAUCAUUUUGUAUAAAUGGAAAAAGAAAACAUGAAAAAUG
Messenger RNA from Penaeus monodon (black tiger shrimp), 2919 nucleotides. RefSeq names its product longitudinals lacking protein, isoforms H/M/V-like. The coding region runs from base 158 to 1462 and encodes 434 amino acids. Gene Ontology annotation, molecular function: protein binding. NCBI's taxonomy places the organism in Eukaryota, Metazoa, Arthropoda, Malacostraca, Decapoda, Penaeidae. The record is from RefSeq and is a predicted model, not a curated record. The transcript is spliced from 5 exons. Gene Ontology annotation, cellular component: nucleus. Gene Ontology annotation, biological process: regulation of transcription by RNA polymerase II.